Lepisosteus oculatus (spotted gar) is the source of this 3493-nucleotide messenger RNA. The record is from RefSeq and is a predicted model, not a curated record. NCBI's taxonomy places the organism in Eukaryota, Metazoa, Chordata, Actinopteri, Semionotiformes, Lepisosteidae.
UCCUCGUUGACUACGUGUGAAAAGGAGAUAGUCUUUUCAAUAAAGGCGUUUUGUUUAGGAGGAGGGGUGGGGAGGGUAAGAAAGACAGCGUUUUGGCAAGGAGAAUGCCAAUUUUAAAGAUCUCUAAAAUCUGUGAAACGGGUGAGGGUGUGGGCCAUGUCAUUCUGGAGAUGGAUUUAUAUAGAUUUUUAAUAAAAAUGGUUAUUCUAGACACUCUAGUCUCGCCCCCUCCCCGACCCGUCAACCCAGGGCUAAUCUCUGCAUUGACGGGAAUUAUUUACAGUAGCUGUCUGGCAACACGCCCAGUGGCGAAUUUACCCCCCCCGGGAAAACAGCCGAGCGCUGGCCUCCGGGCAUGGGUAUCAGAACAAAACGAACGCUGACACUCGGUUUUCAGUGAGCCCGACAAAUUAAUAACUCUUAACGGGGGUCCUUUGAGAACGCCGACUCGCGGCAGACCAGAUGUUUCGCUGUGGUAGAGGUUAUUGUUCCGUGGGGAGGUGUUUUGGACACGCGUGCCAGGGUCUGCGUACAGGUGUGUUCGGGGCAGCGCGAGUCUGGGCUGCCUUCCAGGAACCCAGCUCAAACAUUAAUGCUGAACACCCAGGAGAAAAUUACCCAUCAACAGUGUGCGAGUUGGAACUGGGUCAGGAGCCCCGGACUAGCUCUCUGUCGACUGUGUUUUGUUCUGGGAGUUCAAAGGCCGAUCCCACGAGCUGUCGCCUGAGUCAGCAAACCUUUCCAGUCAUCCGCGCUGCGGUUAACCCCUUACUGGCGCAAACUGCGGUCUCGAAGGAGAACCGCUAGCGGGAGUGGGGCCGUAGACAGCAUCUUCAGGGUGAUCUUUUACAGUGUCACUGCUAUCGAAUAUUGCACGCGGAUGGAUUUAUGUUCGUAUGUCUUUACAUGGGAAAGUUUGGCCUUUCAGGGAACAUCCUGCCGGGGAAGUGCGCUCUGCUGCGCGCGUCACGGCGCAGGAGCCCGGACUGCUGCAAUUUCCCAGCAGGGUCCGAGUGGCGGCCUGACUCACGGCCCCGCCGCCUGACGUGUCUCCGGGCCUCGGACGUGUUUCUGCUCAGGAGCCGUAACCGAGAGCGAGGAGUUUCACUCUGACCAGAGUUUCCCAUACGGACAGCUGUAAUUUCAUGUAAGAAUGAGAUUAUGAUGCCAUAUCACAUGCGUAAUGAAAGAGAGUGUCUAUUAUCCCCGAGGGGCAACUUGUUUUACAGCAGCGGUGUUGGUGUACGGACGGACAGAAAGAAAGAAAAAGGGAAGAAAUAAUACUACACAGAGAAUGAAUCAGUUGAGUCCAGCAGGAACAGCGCGAUUAAAAAUUUUGUUUCGGAAGAGGCUGUUACUUCAGGUGAACCCUAACCGUGCUGCGCGUUCAUCCUCUCCGCACUGCCUCUUACACCUGGCUCCCACUGUCCCUAAAUAUACUGUCCUAAAAGGUCGUAAAAGCGAAAGGCCGUCUCCUGCGCUGUGAGCAGGUGAGAGUGUGCUCUCCCUCUCAGGGGCGGGUACAGGUAGGAUGGAUGACGUGAGAGGUUCCUGAAGUUUUUAAGCGCGACACGGCUCCCGCCCCAGCCCUGCUGCUCAGUCCCUCCAGCUGAUCGCUGGCCCCGCCCCCUCUCGGGGCCCCGCCCACUGAGAGGGGGGACGGGCUCCGCGUCUGCGUUCUGAUUGGACACACCUUCCGAACGUUCCCCGCCCCCCCCCGGGUUAGGUCCAGCUGCUGCGUGUCUGGCGGCACCUUGUGAUGGGUAGGCCUGAUGAAUAAUGUGGAAGGGGGCGUGAUCUAGUACCGGCGUGCCGGUAAAAUGUAAAUAGUAGCUGCAGCCGAAGUGGGGGGACAGGAAUUCUGUUUUGAACAGCUUCCCAAGUUUUCUGACAUCCGCCCAAGAAGAUGCUGCAGGCUCUCAAAGGGAGCGCUCGGAGCGCCUCUCCGGUGGUGAGGUGGCUGGAUAGCGUGUGGGAGAGCAGGGUGUCCCUGCCGAGGCAGGAUCGGGCGCUCAAGACCCUCCAAGAGAUGCCGGGACCCUCCGGCUUCAGCUUCGCGUGGGACCUCUUCGCCCGGGGGGGUCUGUCCCGGCUGCACGAGCUGCAGGUGGAAGGCCGCGCUCGCUACGGUCCCGUGUGGAAGGCCAGUUUCGGACCGAUCCUGACGGUCCACGUGGCCGAGCCCGCGCUGAUCGAACAGGUCCUGCGGCAGGAGGGGCAGCACCCGAUCCGGUCCGACCUCUCUUCCUGGAAGGACUACCGACAGCUGCGCGGACACGCCUACGGACUGCUGACUGCGGAGGGGGAGGAGUGGCAGGCAAUCCGCAGCCUGCUGGGCAAGCACAUGCUGCGCCCGCGCGCGGUGGAGGCGUACAGCGACACGCUGAACAGCGUGGUGACGGACCUCAUCGCCAAGCUGCAGUUCAGCCGCCGGCAGAACGCCCAGGGCGUCGUCAAGGAUGUGGCCAGCGAGUUCUACCGCUUCGGGCUGGAGGGCAUCUCCUCGGUGCUGUUCGAGUCCCGGAUCGGCUGCCUGGAGCCCCAGGUUCCCCCGGAGACGGAGCGCUUCAUCCAGGCCAUCAACACCAUGUUCGUCAUGACGCUGCUCACCAUGGCGAUGCCACGCUGGCUGCACCGCCUCUUCCCCAAGCCCUGGCGCACCUUCUGCCAGUGCUGGGACUACAUGUUUGAGUUUGUCUUGGCCCACGUGCAGAGUGCUCUGAGGAGGGAGGUGGAGGGGGUCCUGGGUGGCCGGGAGGUGCCAGGGGCUGUGGACGUGGCCCAGAUGCCUCUGAUGAAGGCCGUGGUGAAGGAGGUACUCAGGCUGUACCCAGUGAUUCCUGCCAACGCCAGGGUCAUCGCAGACCGAGACAUCCAGGUGGGAGGAUACCUCAUCCCGAAGAAGACCCUCAUCACUCUGUGCCACUUCGCCACAUCGCGCGACCCGCGGUUCUUCUCCAGCCCGGCCCGGUUCUGGCCCGAGCGCUGGCUGAGCCGCGAGGAGGGUCACCACCCCUACGCGUCCGUCCCCUUCGGCGUGGGCAAGCGCAGCUGCAUCGGGCGCCGCAUCGCGGAGCUGGAGCUGUACCUGGCGCUGGCGCGGAUUCUGACCCGGUUCGAGGUGAAGCCUGACCCGGAGGGCGGCGAGGUCCGGCCCAUGACCAGAACCCUGCUGGUGCCACAGAGCCACAUCAGCCUGCAGUUCAUCGAGAGAUGAGGGCGCCGGGGGUGAAGGGCCGAGGAAGACCCAGGAUUCCCCACCUGAACUGGGGGGCAGGACGGAAUCUGAGCCCCAGGAUCUGAGGGCCCCACGAGGACGGGGCUCACCCGAGGGGUCGGAGUGCAAUAGGGCCUGACCGCUGGACAGGAGCUGACCGCCUGACCGCUGGACAGGAGCUGACCACCUGACUGCUAGGCACCAGCAGAGAACCUGAUUACCUGACCGCUAGACAGGAGCUGACCGCCUGACCGCUAGGCACCAGCAGAGAACCUG